AGGUGAGGUGCGCAUUCCAUGUCCCCCGGCGACCCUCCACCACGCAGGUCGCUGCGCCGUCGCCUCCCGCACGCGCCCCAGCCACCACGUGCGCACAUAUGCGCCUCCACCGCCCACUACCUCAAUCCAUUCCUCCUCGCAAUAACGCGAUCUUAAGUGAUUAGAACAAGUGAUCUUCAGUAACGAGUUCGCGCCGUAAUUCAGCUUGAGUUCGCGCUGUGAUUCAGCUUGUUUUUGGUGUGUUGGGCCAUCGGGACGAACGACAUCCUCAAGUGGAAAGACACGUCCUCGGUAAAUCAUCUAGUCGGUGAAGCUAGUCACUAACAGCGGUGGAAAGCCGCCAGAACAAUACUGUUCCAGUGAGGAGGUGUUCGCUGGAGGGUGUCUUGGGCGCCGGCGUGUGUUCGUCCAGCGACCGAGCGAGGAAAGUGAAGAUCAUUGAGUGACAGCAGAGUCUUCAAGCCUCCUCUCACCGGACACGAGGUGUAACGACGAGAGGACACAGCCGCAUCUACAGUGUGACCCAGCCUGCCCCGUCGGCUUCUCCUUCGGCGCCAGUGUGGACCUCCUUUACUUGCUUCAGUGUGUUGGCAUUUCUCCCACAAUGCAGUCGACGCCGGCAGGAGGCUUCAACGUGUACCCUCGGGCACCCGUGUCUGUGGUGCCUCCGUCGCUCCUCACCUACCAGAUGCUGGCGUCACAGCCUCCGAGAGAACCAGCGCCUCAGUACCCUCUACUUCACUCCUCCUUCUUCCUACCCAUACACCACAGUCGGAGCCCCGUCUUACCCCCUCACUCCCCGAAGGAGGGAGACGAGGGGAAGCCUCAUCUUGGUGCAUCCGCCAAGAGCUCUCCAGCAUCGUCGCCACAGAUAGCCUCCCCGCCCCCUACCCACACGUCCCUCAGGGUCACGGCCGUCAUAGACACGACACACAGACAUUCUCACACACAUUUUGAAAAAGCCGCAACGGACAGAAUCUCGGUAAACGACAGCAGCGACAGGAAGGAACUUCCACUCGAUCUCACCACGAGGAAAAGAUCUGAGAGACACGAGAGAUUUGUCCCGCUGAACGAGUUAGAGAAGGACGACAAGGCCGUAGUAAACGACAGGGAUAGUUUAUCAGACAGACAGGAAGACACAAAGUCUGAAGUCAUUAAGCCUCGACCUCGCCACGAUCAUCCGUUCCUUCGAAUAAGCGAUUUGUUAAAGGACUCUCCGUCGAGCGGUCCGGCUCCUGCCCCUCCACAACCGGCACCAGAACCCCCUGCUAAGCUGCCCCUAGUGUACCCUCGACCCCUGCACCCCGCCGCUAUACUAGACAUGUACCGUAAUCUAGAUCGCUCUGCUUUCAUGGCCGGAGGCUGCAUCCCCUCGACACGAUACCCGUUGUUUACCUCUCUCUUCCCUCAGGCCGGCCUUUCUGUCGCCAGUAUGACUCCAGCGACUCGCGCAGUCGGACUAGAUUUCUACAAAAGUCACCUACCUGGGACGACACGACCUUACGGUGACCUCCCGAGGCCCUACAGUGACUUACUGACUCCGCAUGUAGUUCGCACAGCCAAGGAUCGAUACACAUGUAAGUUCUGCGGAAAGGUGUUCCCGCGAUCUGCCAACCUGACCCGCCACCUGAGGACUCACACCGGGGAGCAGCCCUACAAGUGUAAGUACUGCGAGCGCUCCUUCAGCAUCUCGUCCAACCUCCAGCGUCACGUGCGCAACAUCCACAACAAGGAAAAACCCUUCAAGUGUCCGCUGUGUGACCGCUGUUUCGGCCAGCAGACCAACCUUGACCGCCACCUCAAGAAGCACGAGGAAGAAGGCUCCAAUCCUCCAGAUUCCCCCGACGCGCCAGACUCCAGUGGCGUCGCCGUCGAGAAAAUGGAUAAUGCAGACUUCAUUGUCAACAGAGUCGAAGGUGCUGGCGACGAAAUGGUGAAUGUGGAUAUAAUGACAGUGUCAGAGUCUCGCUCUCCUGUCAACAGCGACAGUGGCAAAAAUCUAUCGGACGUAGGCGACUCUAGGAACCUAGGAACAGCGAUGGAUGCGACGGAAGGCGAACCCGCUCAGAAACGUGUUAGAUUAGAAUAGCUCACUGUUCCUUAGCACUUUUAUGCUAUUAGCAUUAAGACGAACUUUAGACUCUGAACUUAGAGAUGCUCAUCAAUUUCAGUCAUCAGCUUUCAGUGUGCAGAAACGGCGCUGUGAUCAUUUUAUCACUGAAGUGAGCAAAUAUGUAUUGGACGAAGCUUAGAGUUUCCGUUUAUCCUACACACAACAUGUAUUCUAGUCAGUUGUUGUACCUCACAAAAGACUUCCUCGCUGCUGUGUUGACGCGUCCAGGCGAUCUGACCACUGGCGGUAGUAACGUCCGGUCCACCAGAGUGCCUUGAUCUCCCGGUGCUCCCGGCAGACGUGGUGCUGUACAGCACUCCUGAGGUCGCCGUGUAGUGUACAGGAAGCAACUUCUGUUUCAUACUCAAAUCCACUUUAGAUUUAGAUAAGAUGCAUAGCAAAUUUUAUCUAGAUCUAAGACCGUGUACUACGUCGUACACGACUGUUCAGGGACAAGAUCUAACGGAAAAAUGUGUACAAAAGAGAAUGGCCAUCACAGUUCUCACUUAAGUCAUAGAAGACUACUUGUGAAGACCACCAAACUCUCUACUUCUCUCUCUCUCUCUCUCUCUCUCUCUCUCUCUCUCUCUCUCUCUCUCUCUCUCUCUCUCUCUCUCUCCUCGCCCCCAACAACAAGUCAGUCAGCUACACAAUAGGAACAAAUAGUUUAAUAAAAAAGUUGUUCUACAAACGAAUCUACAUGAAGAUGUUUUAUUUUUCAAUUUCACGGAAUCCUAAAACAAAAUAAAAAGUGAAUUGUAUAUAUUAUUUUUUAG
Procambarus clarkii (red swamp crayfish) is the source of this 2889-nucleotide messenger RNA. Its product is annotated as transcription factor hamlet-like. The record is from RefSeq and is a predicted model, not a curated record. Lineage: Eukaryota; Metazoa; Arthropoda; Malacostraca; Decapoda; Cambaridae.